Molecule: messenger RNA, 3450 nt
Organism: Pogona vitticeps (central bearded dragon)
Lineage: Eukaryota; Metazoa; Chordata; Lepidosauria; Squamata; Agamidae
Gene: SEPTIN2
Product: septin 2
Biological process (GO): cell division
Molecular function (GO): GTP binding
Source: RefSeq, a predicted model, not a curated record
AGGGGGGGUUGGUUGGGGUGGGCUACGCACGCGCUUUUGUUACCAGCAGCCCUGACGCCUCUCGUCGCCUGCGAAUGCUUUUUACUGGGGGUUGCAGUGGGGGCGGGGAAAGAAAGGCGGGAGGCCGUUGCCUCACACUGGGCGGGUUGGAGACAUCGCGGAGAGGAGCCAGUGCGCAUGCGCCGUGGAGUUCUGUGAGGCGGUUGGGCGUGUACGAAGAGUGUCGCGGCGGCGGCGGCGGUUUGGGGAGGCGUUUGGAGUGGCUACCAGAUUUACUUACUGAGACUAUCAAGAUGUCAAAGCAACAACCUGCUGAAAAAUUUACAAAUCCAGAAACUCCUGGUUAUGUUGGAUUUGCAAACCUUCCAAACCAAGUUCACCGAAAGUCUGUGAAAAAAGGCUUUGAGUUCACCCUUAUGGUUGUUGGUGAAUCUGGACUGGGAAAAUCUACUUUGAUAAACAGCCUGUUCUUAACAGAUCUCUACCCAGAAAGGAUAAUCCCAGGAGCAGCUGAGAAAAUAGAAAGAACGGUGCAAAUUGAAGCUUCAACUGUUGAGAUUGAGGAAAGGGGCGUAAAGCUCCGUCUAACUGUAGUAGAUACACCAGGUUAUGGUGAUGCAAUCAAUUGCCGAGAUUGUUUCAGGACUAUUAUCUCCUAUAUCGAUGAGCAAUUUGAGCGUUAUCUUCAUGAUGAGAGUGGUUUGAACAGACGGCAUAUUGUAGAUAAUCGUGUUCAUUGCUGCUUCUAUUUCAUUUCACCAUUUGGUCACGGUUUCAAGCCCUUGGAUGUUGAGUUCAUGAAAGCCGUACACAACAAAGUGAAUAUUGUGCCGGUAAUUGCAAAAGCUGACACUCUCACUCUGAAGGAGCGUGAAAGGUUGAAGAAAAGGAUUCUGGAUGAAAUUGAAGAGCAUAGUAUCAAAAUUUAUCACUUGCCUGAUGCAGAAUCAGAUGAAGAUGAGGACUUUAAAGAACAGACUAGGCUUUUGAAGACAAGCAUUCCAUUUUGUGUAGUGGGAUCUAAUCAGCUAAUUGAAGUCAAAGGCAAAAAGGUCAGAGGUCGGUCCUAUCCUUGGGGAGUUGUUGAAGUGGAGAACCCAGAGCAUAAUGAUUUCUUGAAACUAAGAACCAUGUUAAUCACCCAUAUGCAGGAUCUCCAGGAAGUGACUCAGGAUCUUCACUAUGAGAAUUUCCGUUCAGAAAGGCUUAAAAAGGGUGGCAGGAAGGUAGAAGAUGAGGAAGUCAAUAAAGAUCAAAUCUUACUGGAAAAAGAAGCUGAACUCCGUCGCAUGCAAGAAAUGAUUGCAAGGAUGCAGGCGCAGAUGCAGAGGCAAAGGCAGGGAGGUGAAGAAGACAUUGCUAUGACUCAUGGGCAUAAAGUUUAAUUUAUUUGAAAUUCUCAUUAAUUGGAGCCAUUUGAGACAUUGAUGUAUUUUGGGGAGAGAUGCUCAUUGUGCUGUGAAUUGGAAGGCCUGUUUGCAUUCAACAUGCAAUUAUAUUACGGUCAAUUUUGUAAUACCUAUUUUGUAAACAGUUUAAGAGUUGAUCAGCAUUUUAAUUUUAUUAUGUAGUAUGGUGAUUUACUAACACUGAUACUUACUACUCUUUGUGAACUUAUUAUGCUAUUCCACACACUUACUUAGACUUUCCUAAUCUAAUAUUUCUCAUUUAAUGGUAAUGGAUUACUGUCACUAUUUAGAGUUUCUUUUUUGCACUGAAGGGAUCAAUUGAUUUUGACCACAGCCUCAAAGGCCAAAACCUGCAUGUGUGUUUUCCUCUAUAGCCUUUCCAUAUAUAUCGUGUGUUUGUCUUGAGUAUAUACAGAACAACAAACCAAUUUGUGAUCUACUUUUCCCACGAAUAUCAAAUUUGGUUGGUCACAUGAAAAGUCAGCCCUAGGUUUUCUGUUCUAGUUGUUUUUGCUGGAGGACAUUGUGAAGAAAAUUGUGAGUGAACAUUUAAGGCUUGAAGGGGAGUCCUUCGCUUGUAGGCUAUCCAACGAUGAAACGUGAACAUGAAAUUCUUUAGAGCCAUUUUUUUCUUAUAUUUGACAACAUAGUACGACUGUGUGCCUCAAACACUCCUGAACUGCUUUACACUUCUUGUAUUGCAGACUCUUUUUAUGAAAUACUGUACAUAAUUGCCACGCACAUGCAUUUUGUAAUUUUUUAAUUUAGAAAAUAAUUAUAUAACUCUUAAAGGCAUGGUACAGUGUAGAAAGCAAUCGCUAUUACAUAUUCUGAUGUGUUUUUAUAUAUUUUUACCUUAAAAAAAGACAACCAAAACAUAUCUUCAAGUGUUUGUUCUCCUGAAUUAAAGGGAGAGAGGAUAUGCUGUGUCAGGAGAAUGGCUGCUACCAGUUGCUCCAAAGUACCCAUGCAUGGGCGUUAGUACUGUGGUUGAAAAAGCAUGAAAGAGAGUGAUUUUAAAUCUCCUGUCAUUUAGUCUUCCAGCUUUAGGAACAUGUGGAACCCAUAAGAAAUCUGCAGGUUGUGUGCUGACAUCUUUCUCUUGGUCACUGUCACAUGCUGAUUGUUUCUGAUACUCUGGUAUGUUUCAUGUAUUUAUAUUUUGACAGCAUUCUGAAAAACAAAGAAAAUCUAUUCUUUUCCUCUGCAUUCAAUGACAAACCAAGUUAAUGAUGUACAUACAGAAUAGGCUUUACUGGUUCCAGCAAGUAGCAGUAAUUUCCCUUCCGGAAAAUAGCAAGGAAAGUUUCCAUUUCAGUGUUGUAGCUGCUUUUGCCAAAAAAACAAUUGCAUCACCUGAAAUGCACACAUGUACAUAUGCACCAUACCCAUUCAUUCAGCAUAUGGAGCCCCCAUGCAAUGAGGAGACAUGGGUUAUCCACUGCUCUCAUUGUGUGUCAGCUCCAGAAGUGAACUGAGUUAUUGAACAGGAUGUACAUAAACACAUAUUCAGUGUUGUAUAUGUGUGAGAAAUAAUAGAUAUUUGAAGUGAAAAAGGUAAUGUGAAGUGAUUUUGCUUAAUCACUGAAUUGCUUUUUCCUUACAAUUAAAAUAAUUAUUCUAAAAUUAUCACUGCAACAAUUGAUUGGGUGAAAUCUAGUAACAUAAAAUUAUACUGCAUGAGUCUGAUGAUAUCAUCAGUCAUCCCAUUAUUAUGGUAAGUGAAAAAAAUGCCUAUCCCCUUCCCCCAUAAUGUUCCCGGGCUCCCUUAGGAUCUUUUUGAUCCUGGGGAAGCCUUUCGGGAUCACAAGACAAGGGGAGUGUUAAAUGUUCCAAAAUCACCACUGUUGGCCCAGCUGUGGCCGCAGGAACUGGCAGUGGGAAUUUUCAGACAUUUAAGACUUCCUGACCCUAUUCAUCUAUACCCAAAGGAUUCCCCAGGACCAAGGGACUCAUAAGGGAGCUUUGGUACAGUGGUGCCUCGCAUUACGACGUUAAUUCAUUCCAGCAAAAUCGCUGUAGAACGAAAACGUAACGCGAA